Messenger RNA from Venturia canescens, 1004 nucleotides. Its product is annotated as cuticle protein 8-like. NCBI's taxonomy places the organism in Eukaryota, Metazoa, Arthropoda, Insecta, Hymenoptera, Ichneumonidae. Gene Ontology annotation, cellular component: extracellular matrix. Bases 320 to 796 code for a protein of 158 amino acids. The transcript has 3 exons. The record is from RefSeq and is a predicted model, not a curated record.
CAAAAAGAAAAAGGUGUCAUCGACCUUGGCAAGAAGCCUUCGCGGAGGGCAAAAAAGAAUCUGGCGAUAUCGUGGCAGCAGGCUAACUUGGAGUAUAAUUUCCCAUUAUCUCGACACCCACUGAAUUUUCCAAGUAAUAAGCGUCCCUCGAUAAUUGGCAAUUGUCCUUGCUGGAUUUAGAAAGACGACUGGCUCGGGCGCCAAUGUCGUCGAACUGUCAAAUAAUGUACCGUGACCAAAGUCUCCUUCCGACCAUAUAAAUUCCCACGAUCGAUCGAAUGAGUAAUCACUCGAGUCAAGUUCCUCGAGAAAUAACGACAUGGACAAGCAACUUGCUGUACUCCUCGUGGCUUUUGCCAUCACGGAUGCUGUUUACAUCGACUAUAAGAGUCCUUAUGGAAACGUUUACACUGACGAAUCAAUCGGUGCUCCACUGGUCGCUAUUCCUGUUCAGGGCGCUGAUUAUUCCGGAUAUUACAGCAACGACGAACACUCCCACGACCACUACGCUCAUCCGCAAUACUCGUUCAAUUAUGGAGUCAACGAUCCGCACACCGGCGAUGUGAAAAGUCAGGAGGAAGUGAGAGACGGCGACGUCGUCAAAGGCUCGUAUUCCGUGAACGAACCGGACGGUACGAUUCGCGUGGUCGAAUACACGGCUGACGAUCACAACGGUUUCAACGCGGUCGUUAAAAAAAUUGGCCACGCCGUGCAUCCUGCUCCGAUUCCCAUUGCGCAUUACCCAAACGUUGGACCGGCGUAUUACGGACACGAUCUUUACGAGGGUCAUUAUUGAAUGAAUUUCAAUCGAAUUAUCAACGACUCGACGUGGGGCGAGCGAGGAAUUGGAUCAUUUAAAUAAACCUCCGGAAUCCAAUAAUGUUGCACGACUUUUUAUGUCACUUCGCGUCGAUCGAACUAGUGGAAAAAUCCAUUUAAAUUCGAACGUCGAUGUUUCUUAAUGAUAAAAUAAAUACGAAAAUGUACAUUUUUCAAUUCUCGUA